AGCCAGAGCCCGGCAGCUCAGAGACCCCCCGGGCAUUCAAGGCCACUGCGGCCCGGAGCGUUCAGUGGCUCGUCCCAGGAACACACUUGUCCCGACUCCCCGGUCCGCCCCUGCGUUCCCCAACUCCAGAGCUGGCUUGGCACCAGCUACAGCGAAGGUCAAAGUCAACAGACUAAUCUGCAGUCGGCGGGCCGUGAGGAUCCUUCUAUGCGAGGGAGCUUUAAAAUACGGCUCACGAAAGGGCAUUUCUGGACAUUCUAGUACAAGGACGCCAUCCAGACAACAGACGGCGUGGCCGGGUCGAGGACAUCUCUGGUGAUCUUGAAAGAGCCCAUAUCAUGGAAUCGAUCUCUAUGAUGGGAAGCCCUAAGAACCUUAGCGAAACUUUUUUGCCUAAUGGCAUAAAUGGUAUCAAAGAUGCAAGGAGGGUCACUGUAGGUGUGAUUGGAAGUGGGGAUUUUGCCAAAUCACUGACGAUUCGACUUAUUAGAUGUGGCUAUCAUGUGGUGAUAGGAAGUAGAAAUCCUAAGUUUGCUUCUGAAUUUUUUCCUCACGUGGUAGACGUCACUCACCAUGAAGAUGCUCUAACAAAAACAAAUAUAAUAUUUGUUGCUCUGCAUAGAGAACAUUACACCUCCCUUUGGGACUUGAGACAUCUGCUUGUGGGUAAAAUCCUGAUUGAUGUGAGCAAUAACAUGAGGAUAAACCAAUACCCAGAAUCCAACGCAGAAUAUUUGGCUUCAUUAUUCCCGGAUUCUCUGAUUGUCAAAGGCUUUAAUGUUGUCUCAGCUUGGGCCCUUCAGUUAGGACCCAAGGAUGCCAGCCGGCAGGUCUAUAUAUGCAGCAACAAUAUUCAAGCUCGACAACAGGUUAUUGAACUUGCCCGUCAGCUGAAUUUCAUUCCUGUUGACUUGGGAUCAUUGUCAUCGGCCAGGGAGAUUGAAAAUUUACCCCUGCGACUAUUUACUCUCUGGAGAGGGCCAGUGGUGGUAGCCAUAAGCCUAGCCACGUUUUUCUUUCUAUAUUCCUUUGUCAGAGAUGUGAUACAUCCAUAUGCUAGAAACCAGCAGAGUGAUUUUUACAAGAUUCCUAUUGAGAUUGUGAAUAAAACCUUGCCCAUAGUUGCCAUUACUUUGCUGUCUCUGGUAUACCUAGCAGGUCUCCUGGCAGCUGCUUAUCAGCUUUAUUACGGCACCAAGUAUAGGAAAUUUCCGCCUUGGUUGGAGACCUGGUUACAGUGCAGGAAACAACUUGGAUUACUAAGUUUUUUCUUUGCUUCGGUCCAUGUUGCCUACAGCCUCUGCUUACCAAUGAGAAGGUCAGAGAGAUACUUGUUUCUCAACAUGGCUUAUCAGCAGGUUCAUGCCAAUGUCGAAAACUCUUGGAACGAGGAAGAAGUUUGGAGAAUUGAAAUGUAUAUCUCCUUUGGCAUAAUGAGCCUUGGCUUACUGUCUCUCCUGGCAGUCACCUCUAUCCCUUCCGUGAGCAAUGCUUUAAACUGGAGGGAAUUCAGUUUUAUUCAGUCUACACUUGGAUAUGUUGCUCUGCUCAUAAGUACUUUCCAUGUUUUAAUUUAUGGAUGGAAACGAGCUUUUGAAGAAGAGUACUACAGGUUUUAUACACCACCAAACUUCGUCCUUGCUCUUGUUUUGCCCUCAAUUGUAAUUCUGGGUAAGAUCGUUUUACUCCUUCCAUGUAUAAGCCGAAAGCUCAAGAGAAUUAAAAAAGGUUGGGAAAAGAGCCAAUUUCUAGAAGAAGGUGUUGGAGGAGCAGUUCCUCAUCUCUCACCAGAGAGGGUUACAGUCAUGUGAUGAUAAAUGGUGCUCACCGGUGCCAUGUAGAGUUCCACUCAUGCCAUUAUUGUUAUGAAUUCCUUUAUGUUCAUUUGCAAGUGCACUGUCAAAUUCAUGUGGCCUGAAAUCUGUCCAGUAAGAUCCCAACCAAAUUAGUGGUCAGUUUUUUUAAAAAUUAAUUUUCACAGAUGUCUUAUUUUGGCACUAUGAAUUUUUGUAGUCAACUUGUACAUUUUGUUUUGCAUAACCGUAACAUUUCUGUUACUUUGACAAACUGUAUUCCAUUAUCAGGCAAAGAUAUUUCUGGCUAAUAAUAUAGAUACAGCAUAAUGUCCAAAAAAAAAAAAUAACCUUGCAAACCAGCAGAGUUUUAAGUUUUAAUAUAAUUUAAUGGAUAUAUGUUCUUUGUUUCUGAAGCUUACCUAAGGUUUUAAUUGUUAUCCGGCUCAAGAAAUAGACAUGCAUAAUCAUACAGUAACUUUAAGAAAGGUCACUCACAUUAGCAUCUAGGUAAGGGUGAAUGGUAACAUUCCUAUAUUUUUCUCAGAAGAUAGGGUUUGAAUAAUGUAAUUAAUUGUAUGAACCAGUGUGAUUUGUGAAGAAACACAAAUUUUAAAAAAACAAUUUGAAUCUGAAAUUAUAUUUGAAAUGCAAUGGAGACAUGAAAUGCAUACUGAUAAUACGUACCUCAUGAAAGAUUUCAUUCCUUAUCUUGUUACAGAGCAGUUUCAUUUGCAUGUUAUUAUGUUGGUUAGGGAGAAGACUGUAAUAUUUGGAUUCCAAAAUUGAUUUUUCUAACAUUGUACCACGCCUGUGAAUAUUAAAGUUGUUUCUAGUUAGAGGGAAGCUAUGAAGUUUACCCACCAGUAAUUGGUCAGCUGAUCUACAGCGUUGCAUCUUAGCCAUUCAUCCCUCUAUCUUGCAUAAAAUUUGACUGACAUUCACUGAGAGAUUAUAAUAUGCCAGGCAGUGCUCUCAGCUAUUUGUCUUAUCCCAUGUUAAUAUUUACAGCAGCCCUGUGACAGAGGUAGUUAUUAUCCUUAUUUUACAUAUGAGAAAACAGAAGGAUAGAAAAAUAAUCUGCCCAAGAUCAUGCAGUUAAUAAGAGGCAGAGCUGGCAUUCAAGUCUAGCCAUCCUAUUUCAGAGGCUAUAGUUUUAACUGCUAGGCUGAUGGCCCCUGCUUCAUCCACAUGCGUUACCAACAUGAUGCCAAUCUAGAUGCUUCCUCUUUUGUCAUAAAGGCAUUGACAUUCUUUACAGUGUGUGUGGGUAUCAAAAAUUUAUGAAAAUAUUACAGUCACAAAUUUAUAAUUGCUUGUGGGAUGAUAUACAGUUCCUAACCUUGCGAGAGGAUCUUCCCUGGGACAUGACCUUGGAGACCCAUGGCAGUCCAUGUGAUUCCCUAGACAGUGUUGGGACACCAGCAGAGAUAGGACCAUAGCAGUUUUAAUGAAUGGCUGAGAUCCUGUAGAACCUUUAAAAAUCCCUGUCGUGUUGGUCACCUCUUUUUCUCUUCCUGAGAGGUCCUUCUGCCUAUUCAACCAUUCAUUAGCGAGCAGUUUGCAAGCAUGAAGGAUUUUAAGAAGAGUGGUUAAUUAUAAAUCUACUCUAGAGACAUAUAAUCAUACAAAUUAUUCAUAAAAUUUUUCAGUACUGACAUUCCACAUUAAAAUUGCAUUUUGUUCAAACUUUGAUUAGAAUGCCCUACAUUUUUUCCCAUUUGUUCUUUCCUUAUUAAAAUAGUUGCAGAUAAGAUACAAUUAUAUGCAUUAUGUAAUUAUAUAUUCUGCAAUUAUAACAUUUCUAAACUUAGCCACUGAGGUAUUACUGAAUGCAGCAGCCAAAAUAAAAGGAGUUUUGUUGGGGGCAGAGGGAGGAGAGAGAGAGAAUCUUAAGCAGGCUACAUGCCCAGGGGCCCAGUGCAGGGCUUGCUUGAUCUCACAAUCCUGAGAUCAUGACCUGAGCCAAGAUCAAGGGUCAGACAUUAACCAGCUGAGCCACUGGGCACCCCUAGAAGGAGUUUUAUUUAUGGAAGCUACCUUUCCCACCAUUGGCUCUUUACCGACUACUGCAACCUGUCAAUUUGGUAAAUCACUCGAUUCUCUCAUAUUAUUUUAAUUUUGUUCUUUCCCUCUUGAUAAUCACUUACUUGCUAGUUCUUGGUAGGAAUUCAGUUGGGUGAUAACUUUUAAAGGGAGACACCCAUAAACUGUUGUAGCUCACUACUGAAAUUAACAGCAUAUUUUCAAUAUUUGUUCCUCAAGUUUCACUCUGUCAAGACCACGCUUUUACCAUUUAAUGUGAAAAUACAAUGAAAUAUUUUUAAAAGUUAGAUGACUAUUGAAUUAUAUUGCUGCAUGUGUAUAUUAAAUAGCCAAUGAUAUAAAUAAUGUUAUCACUACUACAGAUAAAAGGGGCCUUUGAAAAUGUGAAAAAAACAAAAUUUAUGAAAAUGUAUAUAGGAUGUAACUUUUGUCUCAUGAUAAUAUCUUCCUUUUAGUACUACAAAGAUGAAAUAAUUUUGAAGUUUCACAAUAAAUGUAAUAUAUUCAUUAUAAUUCUAAAUGUUUAAAAGCCUUUCUAAAGAUACAAAAAUAUUGACUUUUAUUUAUUUGACUUUUAAUUGCUUUAUUUUACCAUUUUCUACCAGAUUUUUUUUCUUAAUCAUUAUUUCUCAUAAUUACCUUUUUAAAAAUCAUUACUCUGGCCUCAGAAGUAGGAUUGAAUUCUGCUCUUGCUAGAUGUGAGAAAAUGGUCGGAACUUUAAAGUAGUGGGGAUUCUUUACCAAUCUGUAUUUUGAGAAGUGCCCCUGAGAAAAUUAUAAGAAUGUAGAAAAUAUGCCCAGUCUUAAUCCUAUGCAAAAAACUAAGUAAUUUUUUCCUAAGAGGAAAAUAAUCAUGGGCUGAAUCAUGCUAUUUAUUUAGCUUUUGUGUGAAGAUUUCAUGUCUCCUCUAUUAAGAAUAUUUAAAAUCAUGUUUAAGUAAGAAUAUAUUCAUGUGAACAUAUAUUUUUCAAGGCAUAUAUGGAAAUUUAGCCCAGAUUGUCUACAUGUAGAGAUUUUUAUUUAAAUUUUAAAAUAUUUUAAAGUAUGAAGAAAUUAUAUUUAUAGGUAUUUAUUGGAGAUAAUUAUUUUGUGCUACAUAUAGAAUGGCUAGUGAGCUCCAGUAUUAAACUACCUGAUUAAUUUCUUAUGAAUUAGCCUAAUCUUAAUUUGAUUAAGGAAUUUUACUUCAAAAUUAAUUUGAUAAUAGUAAUUUAAGGUAUAUUCAUACCUACAAAUUAUGAAAAUUAUUUGUGUAAAAGGGCUUCAAGAAUAUAUCAUAUCCAAUUUUGUAUUGUUUAUCUCUUACAUAAUAUGAAAAAAUUUUAAUUCUUCUUAAUUGCCUUUUGCCAUUAAACUAUUUCAUAAUAAAUCCUGUACAAAGAAUUUUGCCCCCAAUAGAGAUUUGUUUGUGAAAUAUAAGGUUUCUUAUGUGAUAUUUUAAAGUACCCAUACAUGUAACUCAUAAAUAUUUCUUUAGGAUUACUAUAAACACUGAACCUGUGUCCAUCUACAGACUCUCUGUUUUGAAAUUAGUAUUCAAACAGCCUAAAAUUUGGUGUUGAAAUUAUUUUGUGAAUUCUUGACUUAAAGUAUUACUACACAUAGUAUAACAUGCCUCAGUCCAGUGUUCAGAUUUCUACUUGUGAUGUGUUGUCAUGAAAAUGAGAUGCUCUACCUUCAGUUGUUCAUAAGUCAAUAAAACAAAUUCUGGUAAAUAUUCA
Messenger RNA from Canis lupus familiaris (dog), 5560 nucleotides. It is a transcript of the gene STEAP2, whose product is annotated as STEAP2 metalloreductase. The record is from RefSeq and is a predicted model, not a curated record. Gene Ontology annotation, molecular function: ferric-chelate reductase (NADPH) activity; cupric reductase (NADH) activity. The transcript has 5 exons. Bases 339 to 1811 code for a protein of 490 amino acids. Lineage: Eukaryota; Metazoa; Chordata; Mammalia; Carnivora; Canidae. Gene Ontology annotation, cellular component: plasma membrane; endosome. Gene Ontology annotation, biological process: copper ion import.